UCUUGAAGUGUUAUAUCAUCUUUGAUGGGCUGCACGGCGCAGUGGAUUGUGGGUACGACGUCACGCCGCCGCCAUUCUUUCUGUCCCGGCUGAAGGAGAGUCUCUGAGUCUCUGGAGUCAUGAGAGGAAUCCGGUCUCUGAACAGUCUCCCCAAACGUUGCUAUGCAGCCGCCAGGAGGAGUGAAGCUCUGACUGUACCCCUCGCCGGCCGCGCACCGUCCUCAGCUGCACCUCCCCCUCCCCAAAAUGUCCAGGUGUCCAAGCUUCCAAACGGUCUGGUGAUCGCAUCGCUGGAGAACCAUUCCCCCCUGUCCAGUGUUGGUGUGUUUGUGAAAGCUGGGAGUCGCUAUGAGACGGUGGAGAACCAGGGCGUCUCUCAUGUGCUACGACUGGCAGCAAACCUGACUACCAAGGGUGCGUCCGCCUUCAAGAUCUGCCGCGGCGUGGAGGCACUCGGGGGUAGUCUGAGUGUAACGUCAUCGAGAGAGACCACCGCCUACACCGCAGAGUGCAUGAGAGAUCAUGUAGAUUCAUUAUUUGAGUUCUUGGUCAAUGUGACCGCAGCUCAGGACUUCCGGCCGUGGGAGGUGGACGAUCUGACGCCCAGGCUGAAGAUCGACAAGGCCCUGGCUCAGCAGUGUACUCAGAUAGGUGUAAUUGAGAAGUUGCAUGAAGCAGCGUACAAAAACGCCCUGUCCAACUCUCUGUACUGUCCUGACUACAUGGUCGGCCGUGUCUCCUCCACACAGCUGCAGUCAUUUGUUGAGGACCAUUUCACCACUGGCAGAAUGGCUCUUGUAGGACUAGGUGUAAAGCACUCCAUCCUGAGGCAGAUGGGCGAGGGGCUCCUGAGCGCCCGCAGCGGGGCCGGAGCACCUGUGGCUAAGGCUGUGUACCGUGGAGGUGAGCUGCGGGUGCAUACCAAUGACGCCCUGGUCCACGCGGUGAUUACCAGUGAGGGUGGUGUGACAGGUAGCGCGGAUGCUAAUGCCUUCAGCGUGCUGCAAAGGAUCCUGGGAGCUGGGCCACAUGUAAAGAGGGGCUCCAACAUCACCAGCAAGCUGAGUCAGGGUAUUGCCAAAGCUACCACACAGCCCUUUGAUGCCACAGCCUUCAAUGCCUCAUACUCCGACUCCGGCCUGUUUGGCAUCUACACCAUUUCACAAGCUGACUCUGCAGCGGAGGUGAUCAAAGCUGCCGUCGCUCAGGUGAGAGGUGUGGCUGAGGGAAACAUAUCGGAGGCUGACAUCACCAGAGCAAAGAACCAGGUGAAAUCGGAGUACCUGAUGUCAAUGGAGAGCUCUGAGAGUCUAUUGGAGGAGAUCGGUGCUCAGGCUCUGACGACUGCAGCGUACCAGCUCCCUGCCGCUGUUCUCCAGGCGAUAGACGCCGUCACCCAGGACGAUUUGGUCAAGGCUGCGAAAACAUUUGUAGAUGGCAAGAAGACCAUGGCAGCUAGUGGACACCUGGUUAAUACACCAUUUGUGGAUGAAGUAUGAAGACGGAGUAUCAGAAAGGAUGAUUUUAACUUGGGCACGCUGUGCCUGGCUGCUUCAAAAGGAAAGAGGACUUCAAAGCCUCCUGCAACAAUUCAUUUGAUGUCACCAAUCAUUUGUAGUCUGUCCUGCAGUAAGUGUAACCACCAACAAGGAGCUUAAUGCAAUUUCUUUUGUUAUUUUUGUCAAUUUAACUGUAUAUCUAUGUAAAUUAAAGACAGUAAUAACC
Sebastes umbrosus (honeycomb rockfish) is the source of this 1725-nucleotide messenger RNA. Its product is annotated as cytochrome b-c1 complex subunit 2, mitochondrial. Lineage: Eukaryota; Metazoa; Chordata; Actinopteri; Perciformes; Sebastidae. Gene Ontology annotation, cellular component: mitochondrion. Bases 120 to 1499 code for a protein of 459 amino acids. The transcript is spliced from 14 exons. Gene Ontology annotation, molecular function: metal ion binding. The record is from RefSeq and is a predicted model, not a curated record.